Alosa alosa (allis shad) is the source of this 899-nucleotide messenger RNA. RefSeq names its product proteasome 20S subunit alpha 2a (gene psma2a). The transcript has 8 exons. NCBI's taxonomy places the organism in Eukaryota, Metazoa, Chordata, Actinopteri, Clupeiformes, Clupeidae. The record is from RefSeq and is a predicted model, not a curated record. Gene Ontology annotation, biological process: ubiquitin-dependent protein catabolic process. Gene Ontology annotation, cellular component: proteasome core complex; proteasome core complex, alpha-subunit complex. The coding region runs from base 64 to 768 and encodes 234 amino acids.
UCUGCCAAUCGCUUGUAUCAACCCCUUUGACGAAGAUCAGACAACAGCAGCUACAGUGCAGACAUGGCUGAAAGAGGUUACAGUUUCUCCCUCACCACAUUCAGCCCUUCGGGCAAAUUGGUGCAGAUUGAAUAUGCUCUUGCUGCUGUUGCUGCAGGAGCUCCAUCAGUUGGAAUUAAAGCUGCAAACGGGGUUGUUUUAGCAACAGAAAAGAAACAGAAGUCCAUCCUCUAUGAUGAGCAGAGUGUUCACAAAGUGGAGCCCAUAACUAAGCACAUCGGCAUGGUGUACAGUGGAAUGGGACCAGACUAUAGGGUUCUUGUGAGAAGAGCACGGAAACUGGCCCAGCAGUACUUCCUGGUGUAUCAGGAGCCCAUUCCCACAGGACAGCUUGUACAGAGGGUGGCCUCAGUCAUGCAGGAGUACACACAGUCGGGGGGUGUUCGUCCCUUUGGUGUGUCUCUCCUGAUCGCUGGAUGGGAUGAAGACCGUCCCUACCUUUUCCAGUCUGACCCUUCAGGUGCUUAUUUUGCCUGGAAAGCCACAGCUAUGGGGAAGAACUAUGUGAAUGGGAAAACCUUCCUUGAGAAAAGAUACAAUGAGGAUCUCGAAUUGGAGGAUGCCAUCCACACAGCCAUUUUGACUCUGAAAGAAAGUUUUGAGGGUCAAAUGACAGAAGACAACAUUGAAGUUGGCAUCUGCAAUGAGAACGGAUUCAGACGACUCUCCCCUGCUGAGGUCAAGGACUACCUCGCCGCUAUCGCUUAACUACUUGUGUGUAAUAUUUAAUGUGAUGGAACAUUAAUACUGUAUUAGCAGUUUCACAGCAUUUUUAUAACGUCAGUUUUUUUUUUUUUUUUUUUUGUUGACAAAAAAAAUAAAUAAAUAAAAUAAACUAA